UCUUUCAAUUAUACAUUAGAUUUGUGCGUUUCACCUUAAGUAGAUUUUACUUAAGACUAACAAAUAUCAAACUCUAGAUGAUAUGUUUGUUUUUUGCAGAGAUGAUUAGCAGUUGAGAAACUUCUUUCUGUGUAUUCUAAGCUUCAGCAGAUGAGUAAAAAUAUUGAGGAUAAUGGGAACCAAGUUUCUCCCUGCUGGAGAAGAGAAUAACAAGGGUGUAAGGGGUAAGACAGAUAGCUAUGAAAUGUAAUCAUGAGGAAACAGCCUAGUUCAAAUUGAAGGAUGUUCUACACUGUAAUUCGCCUGUACUUUCCAAAUCUUUCAAGGUCAAGAGUACAAAGAGACCAAAAAUGGGAGAGUAGGUAACUCCAAAACUACAUCCCUCCACUAAGACAAUAAUUAAGUUGGCAAAAACUGUAAAUCAUAUCUCUGGAAUCUAAUCAAAGACUUUAAACAACCAGGGGAGUACUUAAAGAAGAAAGAGGCUGCUGAAAUUUGGUAAGAGAAUGUUGUGGUGUUUUAACUUACCUGAUGACCAUCCCUCACUCCCUAGCAUGAUGGCAGCCACAAAGAUUGUGGCCCCCAUUCCUGGUACAGCUCUCUGAUGCCAGAGGAAACAGUGCAGACCUUGUUCGUUAAGAAUGUGGAUGUGGACAUUGACCUGUUUAGUCAAUGUGGAAUUGGCUUGUGGGCUUUCCUUUGUUUCACCCACCUUGAAGCUUUCUUGAGGCUGGGGUGGCCUCCCAGGUGGCAUUUGUCAAAAGCAUUUAAAGGCAAAUAUACUAGCCACAGCAACCUGAGAGAAGCAGCAGACAGACCAAGAAGCCUGGGAAGAAAGAGGCUACAGCAGGAGAUGAGAGAACAAGGACUUUGUGAUACUCUACCGUAUACCACAGUCUCUGGAAGGCCAUGUACAUGCUGAGGACUGAAUGAAUACUUACAAGAAACCUUAGCAGACCCUAAGCUUUCACCUCUGGCUGGAUUUUAGCUUAUGCAGGUAGUGAAGGCAAAGGCAGAAUUGUAAACAAUUGCUAAACAUGAAAAGAAUGCCCAACACAGAGCCAAUCUGCAAAGACUGGGAGAGUUUUUGUUUUGUUUUGCUGCUUUUUUUGCUCCAAGGAUUGAAGGAAUUCUGUGUUAGAUAACUAACUGACCACUAAGGAAAUGCAACAGAGACUUGAGUGAUCAUGCUCGGCAAAGCAUGCAGUAUAUACAAAAAUAAUUUAGAAAAGUCACUAAACAAAUGACUACAACCCACACAUACAGCAUCAACCAACCCUGAGGAGGAAGGAGAAUCUGAUUUCCUGAGUUACCAUAUGUAAUAUACAAAAUGUUCAGUUUUCAACAAGAAAUUAUGCUUGCAAAGAAUUAAUAAACUAUGGCCCAUUCACAAGGGAAAAAAAGAGGAACUAUCCUUGAGAAAGCUCAGAUACUGCACUUAGUACAAACACAUUUUAAAUCAUCUGUCUUAAGUAUACUCAGAGAUAAGGAAACUACAGACAACUUAAAGGAAACAAGGGGAGUGAUGUAUGAACUAACAGUUUCAAUAAAAAGAGAUACGAAUUAUAGAAAGGUAUCAAGUAGAAAUUCUGGAACUGAAAAGUACAAUAGCUGAAAGAAAAAUUUCACUGAAGGGGUUCAACAACAGAUUUGAACAGGCAGAAAAAAGAAUCAGUGAACUUGAAGACAGGUCAAUUGAUAUUAUCCAGUCAGAGAAGCAGAGAGAAAAAAGAAUGAAGAUAAAUGAACAGAGUUUAACAGACCUUUAUGACAUCAUCAAGUGUACCAACAUAUGUAUAAUAGGAAUCUCAGAAGGCAAGGAGAGAGAGAAGGAGACAAAAAGAAUAUUUGAAGAAAUAAUGGCUGAAAACUUUCCAAAUUUAAUGAAAUACAUGAAUCUACACAUCCAGGAAGCUAGAUAAAGUCUAAGAAGAUAAGCUCAAAGAGACCCACACUGAGACAUGUAAUCAAACUGUCAAAAGCUAAAGACAGAAUCUUGAAAGCAGCAAGAGAGAAGCAACUCAUCACAUACAAAGUAUCCAUAAUAAGAUUAGCAACCAAUUUCUCAUCAGAAAUCACGAAGACUAGAAGGCAGUGGGAUGACAAAUUUAAAGUGCUGAAAGAAAAAAAAAUUUUCAACCAAUAAUUCUAUACCUGCAAAACUAUGCAAAAAUGAAGGAAAUGAUAAGCCAUUCUCAGAUGAAUAAAAGCUGAGGGAGUUUGUUGCUAGUAGAGCUACCCUACAAAAAAGGCUAAAGGAAGUCCUUAAGGCUGAACUGAAAGGACACUAGACAAUAACUUGAAGCUAUGUGAAGAAAUAACACCAGUAAAGGUAACAACAUAGAAAAUUGCCCAGGAACGAGAAAAAUUUGCUGAUGAAGGCAGUAUAUUUUACACCCUUGGAGAAUGUGGACUCAUAUCCUUUUCAGACUACAUUUUCCUUACAACUGUUCUUUCCAGUAUGUCCUUGAGAUGAACAACUUGGAACCCUCAGCUAUUGCAGAGAAUGACGUAACCACUCCUCAGAGAAAUUUUGAAAUUGCCUUCAAGAUGUUUGACUUGAAUGGAGAUGGAGAAGUAGACAUGGAUGAGUUUGAACAGGUUCAGAGCAUCAUUCGCUCCCAAACCAGUAUGGGUAUGCGUCACAGAGAUCGUUCUACUACUGGUAACACCCUCAAGUCCGGCUUAUGUUCAGCCCUCACCACCUACUUUUUUGGAGCUGAUCUCAAGGGGAAGUUGACAAUCAAAAACUUCCUUGAAUUUCAGCGUAAACUUCAGCAUGAUGUUCUGAAGCUAGAGUUUGAACGCCACGAUCCUGUGGAUGGGAAAAUUUCUGAGAGGCAGUUUGGUGGCAUGCUCCUGGCCUACAGUGGGGUACAGUCCAAGAAGCUGACUGCCAUGCAGAAGCAGCUGAAGAAGCACUUCAAAGAGGGAAAGGGUCUGACAUUUCAGGAAGUGGAGAACUUCUUUACUUUCCUAAAGAAUAUUAACGAUGUGGACACUGCAUUGAGCUUUUACCAUAUGGCUGGAGCAUCUCUUGAUAAAGUUACCAUGCAGCAAGUGGCCAGGACAGUGGCUAAAGUGGAACUCUCAGACCAUGUGUGUGAUGUGGUGUUUGCGCUCUUUGACUGUGAUGGCAAUGGGGAGCUGAGCAAUAAGGAAUUUGUUUCCAUCAUGAAGCAACGGCUGAUGAGAGGCCUGGAGAAGCCCAAAGACAUGGGCUUCACCCGCCUAAUGCAGGCUAUGUGGAAAUGUGCACAGGAAACUGCCUGGGACUUCGCUUUGCCUAAACAGUAACCCAAAACUGCAAGAUGGGCCACCUCUCCACCCCAGGCACACUGGCCCCUUGAAAAGAGCCUUCACACAGCCCUUCCUGCUGCUGCUUCUGGAAGUAGUGUCCCCUUCCUCCUGAGAAUGAUCUCAGGAUUCAACCAGUUUCCCUCUCCACCCUUCCAUGUCCCAGUGUUCUGCUAGGCUCUGAUUCUGCCCAAUGAUUAUCCCCAUAGGUUCUCAAAAACAUGAACAAAUCCUAAAAGGUCAGACCUUUGGCACCUUCCAACAACACUACCCAUUCAAGUGGAUAGUGUUAUGGAUAAGGAAUGCAGGGAAUCAUCCACAUACCUGCCAACCCUGGGAAACAUGCCAUUGUCAAGUCAUCUUUGCUGUGGAUUUAUAUUAAGAAUAUUCCUUGCUUUUCCUCCUGCUGGUGUUUUUAAGCUACAAGUUGGCAAAACCUCUGGCAGGCAAAAGGAAGUUUGUGAUGAAUGAUAAUGAGGAUGAUCCAGGCACCCUGAACUGGUGGGAAGCCUAGCCAGAGAGGAAGGAUCUGUGUCAAUCCCCAGGGUGGUUCUGAGGCCUGCUCCAGGAAGGUGAUGUGCACGGUGGGAACAGAGCAUGAUUCAGAAUUUAAAGCAGCUGCUUCACAGCUCUCUCUAAUCCCUUCUUUUCCUUUCAGGCUCCCUAAGAGGGAGACUCCCUAAGACUCCACCACAACUCUGUGCUUAACAAGCAGCAGUAAUUAAGUUCAUGUUCUCUGCAAGUGCCAUUUCCCCUCCAGGAGUGUGUCUCUGAGGCUGGGGCCUGACUCAGAGCCUAUCUACCUUCUGUCUUAAACACUUGCAGAAUGUCACUUUAAUUAUAACAGUUUGCAGUAACCCCCCCCCCCCCAAAGGCUCUUGUCUCCUUUAUUUUAGGAUGCCCUGGGGCCCUUUUCAUUUGACUUCUCCACUGGGUUUCAGAUCUGACUAGUAGCAGACCUGUUUUCUUUCUACCAGAAUCUGGUUCUUCCUUUUGAAAGGCAACUUUAUGCACAAACAAAAAGUGAGGGCAUUUGGAGGUUAGUGGUGGCAGUGUCCCAGCACAGUUUGGAUAGCAUUUCAUCCUGGGCCAGGGUACACAGUCCCUGAUUACUCAUGCCCCAUGAUAAGGAACGAAGAUAGGGUGGUGGAGUAUAGGAGGAAUCAUCUAGUAUGGUGGACCUAAAUGUUAAGAACCAUAGCAACCAGUUUUAUAUAUGGACUCAACCUUGCCACUAAAUCAGUGUGGCCUUGAGCAAGCAAGUAAUUUCCCAUCUCUUUCCUCAUGUGUAAAAUGACAGGUAGGGUUGAGCUUAAUAGUCUCUAAGGCAUCUUCCAGGUCCAAAAGCCUCUCCUUCAGCUCUCCUCCAGAAUUCCUACAGCCUCCAGAAGAACCAGGUAAUGCCCCCUGGCAUGACAGAGGCUCAAGUCUGAUGUAAGAGAACUAACACACCAAAAUCCAGUGCUUCCUGCAAGUCCUGGCAGUUGGUAAGGAGUGCUUAUCAGCCAGAGAAGAGCAGAGGCCUGGGUCUGCACCUGUGGCUCCACAAGAACAGUACCAAUCCCCGCAUUUUCUCUAAAACAACUGAACAACCUCCUUCUAGCAUCCUUUCUGGAUGCAGAUUAGGUAUCUCUCAAAGGAGUUUGCCUUAUCUAUCUCCCACCCUGUCCUCUCAGGUAUGUAUGAAGUGUAACCUUUGCCUUGCUCAUUGUCCCAGGGCUGAGACAUCAGCAAGAUGUGCACUUUUCUUAAAUUUGUCCCAGAAUCCCAAGAUCACUUUUUCCUGAUCCUCAUUUCUCCAGCCUGAAAGAGAAGUCCCAUUCACAGCUUCCAUGGGACAUUCAUUCCCCUAUAAGAAGAGAUCUGCUGAUUGGCCUGGGUUUUCUGAAGCUGAAAACCAGAGCAUAGCAGGAGAGGGUAAGGAUCUCACCUGCAACAUCCUUGGUCAAGGCACCUAUCACAGGUACAUGCAACUCCGACUGAACUCCAUUAGCUCCUAGGAGUGCCCGGGGAAACAGAGGAGGAACAGGUGCUCAAGAAGACAGGCACAACAGGGUAAAUAUGUAGGUGAGGUACAAGCUAAGUCACCCACAAGAGGUCAGGGUCCCCCAAGAAGUCCUUUAGCAAAGUGGCCUAUGAGGAGGCUGAGAGGAUUUUAGUAGGCAGAAUUUAGGGAUAGGCUGGGUGCAUUUGGGAAUACAAAAGUCUGAUUUGUGCUUCUCUUUCUAUUCAAAUUGUCUCUUCUACCUAGAUAAAAUAACCUUCCCCUCUUCCUUCAAGACUCAGCUCAAACUGCCCCCCUCCUUAAGAAGCCCUCCUUGAUCGUCUUCCAGACAAGACUAGUGCCCUUCCUUUGGGACCGUUUGCCCACCCAUAAUGAAACAGCUGUAAUUUGAUGUAAUUUUUGUGAGAUUGUCACCCACAAAGUUCAGACCUAAAGCAGUGACAUGAUCAAAGAAACAGUCUACCACCAAAAGCUAAUUUAACAAUAAUUCUUGGACAAUGAAAAAGUCAUACUAGCAGUACCUCAGUAAAUUCCUCCCACACACUCACAGCCAUUCUCUACUUCUGAUGUCAUUGUUCUCUACUUCUUUAAAACAAAAAUAACUCUUUCUCCUGUUCUAGACCUUAGGCUUUGGGGAGGGAAAGAAACUCAGAGGGGUCAGGCUGCUAGGCUUCCUCACCUAGGGCUCAGCAUCAUCCACAAGGAUAAGCAGGGAGAACCUGAAGAGGGAGUUACUAAAGAAAAGGGGCUUAAGAACAUGCACAGUCCUCAAAAAUGAUCAUUCUGAUAGUUUUUAGUGUCCCACCUAGUUUUAGCUCUGAUUGGAGCAUAUACACGCUAGAACUGAAUCAGACUCUGAGACAAAGGAGAGGUCCAGGUAACAACUGCUACUAGACAAGGAGGAAGGCACAGAAGCAUGGUCCCCUAGCCAGAGCAUCUUCUCCAAGCCCCACAGCCCAAGCAGGUUAUGUGCUUCUGACAAGCAGCUCAUGAAAGGAAGGAGCAGAGUCAGAGUUUAGCUUUCAGGCUUCAGGUGCCACCUGCUGGCAAGAAGGCUCCUCGCAGGGACUCACUGGCCUGGAGCAGGGGAGGGGAGGCUGCCAGCCUAGCCCCAGCCCUGCUCUGAAGAAUAGGGCUCCCAAGGACCUGAGUGGCAUAGGGCAGGCCGAGGUGGGAUGAACAGCCAGAGAUGGACCACAACCAUGAAGAGAGACACUGUGGAUAUAACUAUAAUCGAGAGGAGGAGAGGAGCAAUGCUUAUGUAUUGUUCUCUGUGGCUCCAGAAUGGCAAUUUUUACCAGCAAGUGAGAGGGUAUGAGUCACUCUGUUCACUCUACAACUCUUUACUGAUCACCUACUGUGUGCCAGGCACUGAACAAGGUCUUGAAGGAAUUUGCAUUCUAGUGAAGAAAACAGAAAAGAAGCAAUACGGUUAGAUACAGGCUGCUGGGAGAGCACUUAGACUAACAGAAAGGCCAUCUAAUCCAGAUUUGGAAGUUCAAGGCAGGCUUGCAGAGGAAAUGAUUUUUUUUUAAUUAAAAAAUGAGACCUGAGAGUUGAGUAGGAGUUAGCAAAGGGGGAAUGAGGAGUGUGCAGGCAGAGGGUACCAAGUUUGCAAAGGUCCAAAGGUCAGAAAAGCGUGUUUCAUUCUGGGAACUGAAGUUCUAGGGAGUAUCAGUACAGACUGGGGAG
Equus caballus (horse) is the source of this 6994-nucleotide messenger RNA. It is a transcript of the gene MICU1, whose product is annotated as mitochondrial calcium uptake 1. Lineage: Eukaryota; Metazoa; Chordata; Mammalia; Perissodactyla; Equidae. Gene Ontology annotation, cellular component: uniplex complex. The record is from RefSeq and is a predicted model, not a curated record. Gene Ontology annotation, biological process: calcium import into the mitochondrion; mitochondrial calcium ion homeostasis. Gene Ontology annotation, molecular function: calcium ion binding.